Messenger RNA from Effrenium voratum, 1968 nucleotides. Lineage: Eukaryota; Dinophyceae; Suessiales; Symbiodiniaceae. The record is from the annotation of a GenBank genome assembly.
AUGGCGUCCACCGACCCGCGGAAGAUUGCGGAGGUUCGAGAUGUCCACCGGCUGGAACGCAUCGGCGCCCACUCCCACAUCCGCGGUCUGGGCCUGGACGAUGCCCUGGACGCCCGCAUGGUGUCGCAGGGCAUGGUCGGGCAGAACGGCGCCAGGCGCGCGGCCGGGGUGAUUUUGUCCAUGAUCCAGGAGGAAAAGAUCGCAGGCAGAGCCGUGCUCAUCGCCGGCCAGCCGGGAACUGGCAAAACCGCCAUUGCCAUGGGCAUGGCGAAGGCUCUUGGUGAUGACACGCCCUUCACCAUGCUCGCGGGCUCCGAGAUCUUCUCCCUGGAGAUGUCGAAGACCGAGGCCCUGACUCAGGCCUUCCGAAGGUCCAUCGGCGUGCGAAUACGCGAAGAGGCGGAGAUCAUCGAGGGCGAGGUGGUGGAGAUCGAGAUCGAGCGCCCGGCGAAUGGCCAGGCGGCCACGUUUGGGAAGAUGACCUUGAAGACCACCGAGAUGGAGACGAUGUACGACCUGGGGCAGAAGAUGAUCGAGACCAUCCAGAAGGAGCAGAUCCAGGCUGGCGACAUCAUCACCAUCGACAAGUCCUCGGGCAAGAUCUCGCUGUUGGGCAGAUCCUUUGCGAGGUCGCGGGACUACGACGCCAUGGGCCCGCAGACGCGCUUCGUGCAGUGCCCCGAGGGCGAGCUGCAGAAGCGGAAGGAGGCGCGGCUCGGGGAGCCGGCGGUGCGGUUCGGCGGCGGGUCGGUGGGGGCCCGGUACUACUUGUCGGACAGGAACCUUCAGAAGGACGACUUCUUCCAGAAGCGCUUGGCGGAGGCUGGGCCCGACGGCUGGAUCGAUGUCUGCCAUUUGCUGGCCUGCAACAAGAUGAAGACGGGCGGGGUGGACACGGCGAAGCUGGUGACCGCGCUGGGCGGCUCGCAGCUGCUGGAGGUGGAGGUCCUUCCGGGCAAGGCGCGGGUGCGGCGCAGGGUGCCCUGGAACGGCAAGGGCAAGGGCAAGGGCAAGGGUCGCAGAGCUGAAGAUCAAGGACCGCCCGUCUAUGACGACCGUGGGCCCUGCGGUUACUUCAUGGCUGGGCAUUGCAACAGGGGCGCCAGAUGCCCUUUGCAGCACAACACCGAGUGGUCCAUGGCGAUCCGUGAGGACUGGCUGGUCCCGGAGAACGCCUCGGCGCGGCGGCGCGUGAAGGAGUUGUCCCAGCAGAUCCUGGGAGAGGAAGCGGCCGGCCUUUUCCCCCGGGUCUUCGCGCAGUUUGUGAAGUGCCGCGGCGCCGAGUCCGCCGAGUCAGGUGCUUUGGAGGACCUCGGCUUCGAAUGGGAGCCUGUGCCGGAGCAGAAAGUCAGCCGCUGGACCAAACCCACGGGCGCCGCGGCGCAAGCCGCGGCGGCGGGAAGCGGAGGAGAAAUCCGCUACUACGCAGUCUUGGACUUCGAGGGCAAGGACGAGGUGAUCGAGUUCCCAGUCCUCCUCUUCGACGUGAAGCAAAGACGGGAGGCGGGCCGCUUCCAGCGCUUCGUGCGCCCGGCCAAACUCUUCCAGGGCUUGCCUGUGAACGAGAAGACCGGGGCCGUGACCUUCGUUGAGGCCUUGAGGGACCUGGGCGCCUGGCUCAAGGAGAUCACCGGCCAGGAUCUGCAGGCGCAGAAGAGCUCCACGGUCUUCGUGACCUGCGGGGACUGGGACUGCAAGCACGUCUGGACCCAGUGCAAGAUCAGCGGCAUCGAGGCGCCCAGGGCCUUCUCCCAGUGGAUCAACAUCAAGCGGAGCUACGCCGACUUCUACGGGAAGGAGUUCCGGGGCAUGAAGAGCAUGCUGGCCAAGCUCAGGCUGCUGGACGCCGAGGGCAACCCCAAAUAUGGCUUCCACCACCUGGGCAUGCACGACGUGGAGAACAUCACCCGAUGCCUGGUACAUCUCCUGGAGACGGAUGUGGAGCUCAAGGUGAACGGCUGGUGGUGA